Molecule: messenger RNA, 2700 nt
Organism: Papilio xuthus (Asian swallowtail)
Lineage: Eukaryota; Metazoa; Arthropoda; Insecta; Lepidoptera; Papilionidae
Product: apoptosis-inducing factor 3
Exons: 4
Coding region: 161-1933 (590 amino acids)
Cellular component (GO): cytoplasm
Molecular function (GO): oxidoreductase activity, acting on NAD(P)H; 2 iron, 2 sulfur cluster binding
Source: RefSeq, a predicted model, not a curated record
UUUGCAAUGAUUGAAAUGAGUUAUCGUUAUCAAAUUAUUCCUAUUACAUAAGAAAAAGAUAAAUAUUUUAUGAACGAAACAUCCUAAAAGAUUUCUUUCCACGCAGAACAAAAAUUCUUUAAAAAACGAGUUAUAUUUAUUCUGUGCGGAACAAGGAAAAAUGUUUGUAUUCCGCCGCCGCUUUAACUUGAAUAAGGUCGCGAAUUGUUUUCUUCAAGAACAUUCUACGAUAAACAAAGUUAUGGGAACUUCAUCUUCAAGAUCCUUUUCUCCUAAAUGUGGAACAAGUAAAAAUGAAAAUGAAAAUCGUGGGACAAUAUCACGAACUGAUUCAACAAACCAUUAUGUGGAAUCUGUAGUUUGUAAAGCAAAUGAUCUGAAGGAAAAUGAGAUGAAAGUAUUUGAUAUAGGAGAGGAGGGUAAAGUGUUGUUAGUUAAACAGAAGGGAGAAUUCAGUGCAGUGGGCACUAAGUGUACACAUUAUGGAGCCCCACUUGUGACUGGAGCCCUAGGAGAUGGAAGGGUGAGGUGUCCCUGGCAUGGGGCAUGCUUUAAUUUGAAAACCGGUGAUAUAGAAGACUUCCCCGGUUUUGAUUCCUUACCAUGCUAUCAAGUUACUGUGACAGAAAAAGGAGAAGUUAAAGUGCGCGCUAAAAUAUCGGAUUUAAAAUCCAACAAGAGAUCAAAGGAUAUGGGAUCAAGAGCGCCCUGCGACGACACUUCAGUAGUAAUCAUCGGCGGAGGUCCUUCGGGCGCUACUUGCGCUGAAACUCUACGGGGCGAGGGUUUCAAGGGACGCAUCACUAUUGUCGCCAAAGAGAACUACCUGCCUUACGACAGAAUCAAAAUAUCAAAAAUAACAACACCCACAGAUAUAGAGAAACUGCAAGUCAGAAACCAAGACUAUUACACAGACGCAAAUAUAGAAAUCCUUAAAGGUGUCGAAGCGACCAAACUCGAGCCAGAAGCGAAAGUAGUUCAUCUGAGCAACGGAAAGAAAUUACCUUACAGUACAGUUUAUAUUGCAACUGGAUGCAAACCACGAGUGCCCGAUAUUCCAGGCAUCGAUUUGAAAAAUAUAUUCACAGUUAGAAACUACGAGGAUUCCGUAAAUAUCCUCAAAGCUUUAGGUUCAGAUAAAGACAAGAACGUGGUCGUUCUCGGACUCAGUUUCAUCGGUUUGGAGGCAGCGGCGUCUUGCACACAAGCGUCCAAGUCUAUGACCGUCGUUGGCAAAGACACCGAGCCCCUCGGAUUAAUAUUCGGACCGGAAAUUGGCAGGAGUCUAAGAAAACUAUUUGAAGAGAAGAAUGUUAAAUUCCAUUUCGAAACAACAAUUACCAAAUGUAUCGGUGAAAAUGGUAUGAUAAAGUCCGUUGAACUGGCCAAUGGUACUACAUUACCCGCAGACCUGUUGAUUUUGGGUGUGGGAAGCACAUUCUAUACAGACUUCCUCAAAGAUAGUGGUAUCGCACUGCGGCCGAAUGGUGCGGUUAUUGUAUCUGAUAAACUGGAGACGAAUAUCAAAAACGUUUACGCUGGCGGUGAUAUCGCUUACGCACCCGUGUUCGCUCAUAAUGACGAACAAAUGGCCAUUGGACAUAUAGGUCUUUCCCAGUACCAUGGCAAAGUUGCCGGUCUUAACAUCUUGAAGAAGGAAACUCAACUCAAAACUGUGCCAUAUUUCUGGACCAUGCUCUUUGGGAAGUCUAUACGGUAUGCAGGGUGCGGUAAACCAUCUAGCACACAAAUAGAGGGAGAUAUUGAUGCAUUGAAAUUCGUUAUAUUUUUCUUUGAUAACUCGGAUAAGGUUAUAGCCGUGGCAUCAUGCAUGCGGGAUCCUGUAGUCUCUCAAUUUGCAGAACUUGUAUAUCAAGGUAAAUCUUUAUACAAGAAAGAUCUAAAGGAUGAUCCUUUCGCAUGGACAAAGUAGAUGUAAGAUUCAGUAUUAUUUAUCUUAGUAUUAUCAAUUCAAUUGUGGAAUUUGAUAUAGAGAAUGGCUCUGUUCUGUAACAGUUUAAUUUUAAAUCGAGUAUUUUUAAUUGAAAUAGGAUGUUAUUUAAAAAAUUUCAUGCUUGUACACAUCUAUAAUAUUUAUAAUAUAAUAAACAUUUUUAACUAAAAGACUUGUUGAACUAUAGUUUAUGUUCAUAAUGUAUUCAUGUAGAUUAUGAAAAGGCCAUCACUAUCCUAAGAUCGAAUCUUUUUCAGAACAGAGCUAUGUCAAAUGUACUCACAAUGCAAUAAAAAACUUCAUUAUAGCUUAUUGCACAUAGUGCUUCAAAUCUUAAUUUAUAUAUUAUUUAAAGCAAAUUUAUCUGCUUCUAAUAAAGGUAUUAAUAUAAAAUAUUUAUUUGCAAAUAUUUCUGUGAAUUUAUAAAUUAAACUAUAAAAUAAGCUAAUUUUGAAAAAUAUUUAAACAAGUAUUUAUAAUGUUCAAGUUUUAUAUGUGUCUAUAAAUGUGAUAUUACAGUGUCCAUGUACUAGUUAUGUGUUAAUAAAUAAAGUAUAUAAUGUUAUAAUAACACGGAUUUUAUUCGGAUUACAUCAUUGGUACCAUAUUGUAUGAACUAUAGUUUAGAAGAUAGAAUGCAUACGAGAAGAGUAAAAGCUACAAACUCACUAUUUCUUAUUGUAUAUUCAAAAACAAUACAUUUACAGUAAUUCUACCAAAUAAUAUAAUAAAAACAAAUUCUUGCU